GGAAACUGGAAGAAGCAAAACUGCCAAAAGGUGAAACUGAUAAGCUGAAGGAAGACUCACCCACUCGCACCCUCCGACCAACGAGAGCUUGUCGGCCAUGGCGGAGUUGGCGGAUCGGAAGCCGCUGCUUCCAGGGAGUUGCCCGGGGUGCAAAGUCGACCGCGUCAAGGAAGACCAGAUAGGGGUUCCCUACAAGAACUUGUCCUAUAUCUGGUUCGUCUCCCUCUGCACCGCUCUGCCGAUAUCAUCUCUGUUCCCGUUUGUCUACUUCAUGAUUAGAGACUUUCAUAUCGCAAAGAGGGAGGAAGAUAUUGGUUUUUAUGCCGGAUUCGUGGGAUCUUCUUUCAUGGUUGGAAGAGCCCUUACAUCUGUUUUCUGGGGGGUGCUAGCAGAUCGAUACGGGCGCAAACUGAUCAUUUUGAUUGGGACAUUUUCAGUUGUUAUCUUCAACAUUCUCUUUGGGCUUAGCACAAGCUUCUGGAUGGCAAUUGUUACGCGGUUUCUUCUUGGAUGCUUCAACAGUCUUCUUGGCACAAUAAGGGCAUAUGCUGCAGAAAUUUGCAAAGAUGAAUAUCGGGCCUUGGCACUAUCAGUUGUUAGUACGUCACGAGGCAUAGGACUAAUUAUUGGCCCUGCCAUCGGAGGUUUCUUUGCCCAGCCUGCAGAAAAAUACCCAACCUUGUUUGGUAAAAGCUCUAUUUUUGGGAGGUUUCCUUACUUCUUACCAUGCCUUCUAAUAUCCCUUUACGCUCUGGGAGUAUUCAUUUGUUGCUGGUGGCUGCCUGAAACCUUGCACACGCACGGCGACAUGGAAGAGAAGAAACCUGAUUCAAGUGAUAUGGAAGUUUCUUCUGGUGUAAGUGAUGGAAUCGGGGGCGUAACUGAAGAUGAAGAACACAGGUCAUCUUCCAAAGCUAGUUUAUGGAAGAAUUGGCCUCUAAUGUCCACUAUCAUUGUAUAUUGUGUGUUUUCACUUCAGGAGAUAGCUUACAACGAGGUAUUCUCAUUGUGGGCAGUUAGUGACAAGAAGUAUGGGGGACUGAGCUUUUCAUCCCAAGAUGUUGGUGAAGUUCUGGCAAUCUCAGGGUUUGGUCUAUUACUAUUUCAGCUUCUGCUUUAUACACCGAUGGAGAAAAUUCUUGGGCCAGUCACGAUCACUCGGCUUUCAUCUGCUAUAUCUAUUCCAUUGCUUGCAAGUUACCCUUACAUAGCUAUGCUGUCAGGAUCGAUCCUCCAUAUUGUAUUAAACAUUGCAUCCGUGUUAAGGAACGCUCUUUCUGUUUCUGUUGUCACUGGAAUAUUUAUAUUGAUCAAUAAUGCCGUGCCCCAACACCAAAGAGCAGCUGCUAAUGGAAUUUCUAUGACUGCAAUGUCUAUUUCCAAAGCAUUUGGCCCCGCCGGAGCAGGUGCCCUCUUUUCUUGGGCGCAGAAGCGACAAGCUGCUUCCUUUCUACCAGGCGAUCAGAUGGUGUUUUUCGUACUGAACUUGAUCCAGCUACUCGGUUUGGUCUUAACAUUCAAGCCUUUCCUAGCACAGCCCUGUGAAUGAAGGAGAACAAAUCGUGUAAUUGUUGCUUUCCGCAAAAAUCGAUGCUAAAGCGAGGCAUGAAGCAUGUGGGCAAAUUGCAACUCAAGGGCUAAAGAGAGCAUAGCAGCUACUUUCAUUCUCCGACUCUCCAUCAGGACACAAGGUUCUUGGCUUUUGCAUAGAUGUAAAUAUAGGUAUAGAUUUUAGAUAUAAGUUGUGAUCGGGAUGUACGCUCUGUUAUAUAAGUGAUAAGCUAUGGGCCUCCAUUGUGAUCGAAAAAAGAAAAAAUAAAUAGUGAUGCAUAAUAUGAGCUGUUUUUAUGACCGACCAGGAAAGGCGAAUGUGUUGAUACGAAGCCGGUUGGUCAUUUGAUAUGUCCGGUAAAUAAGACUAAACAAGAUGGAGCAGUAAGGAAGACUAUUGCCUGUGUUCUGCAUUCGUGUACACCAAUUGCUUGCUUAUUUAUCUUUCAAUAUAUAUAUAUAUGAAAUUAUUUCAUGGAUUAAA
Molecule: messenger RNA, 2035 nt
Organism: Punica granatum (pomegranate)
Lineage: Eukaryota; Viridiplantae; Streptophyta; Magnoliopsida; Myrtales; Lythraceae
Source: RefSeq, a predicted model, not a curated record